Molecule: messenger RNA, 1575 nt
Organism: Cydia fagiglandana
Lineage: Eukaryota; Metazoa; Arthropoda; Insecta; Lepidoptera; Tortricidae
Gene: Mks1
Product: tectonic-like complex member MKS1
Exons: 7
Coding region: 54-1562 (502 amino acids)
Biological process (GO): cilium assembly
Cellular component (GO): MKS complex
Source: RefSeq, a predicted model, not a curated record
GUUUAGAAAGUUUUGAAUUUGUUAAAUAAAAUAUAAUAGUCUAAUGAUUCAUAAUGAAUAACUUUGACCGAAGUAAUAAAGUAACUGGAGUGUACUGGUUGAAAACACCGAUAGAUAAUAUUACUAUAAAGAUAAGACUAAAGCCUCAUGAAGGUAUCAAAACAUUACCCAAAUUCGAGACUUAUAAAAAUGACUCAAAUAACACCAUCCAGCAAGUAGAAAAUAAUAAAAUAGAAGAACAUGAAUUCAAAUGGCAAGAGAAAGCAUUCAGUUUGCAUGAAAUACAGCGGUACAGUGAUAUACACAACUGUAUUUCAGAAAAUGAAUUAUCCUACCAUGAUUUGUUAGAAGAAACAGAUUACCAACCUGACAAAAUAUUUACCUACAUUCAUCAUGACUACCAUUUACCAAUGCCAGUAAAUAAAAUUAAAAAACCAAGUUCUGAUAUUCUAAAUUUGAAUUCUUGUCUGGAAAAACUGAAUUUGAGUGAAAAAGUAUUUAGGGAAGAUACAAGCUCUAUGGCACAUUUGUUUAGAAGUGAGGAAAGUAUUGCCAGUGAGGAAAAAUGGACUUCCAUGCAUGUGAUGUAUGACAACUCGGAAUAUAACGAAGACUCUCAACUGCUUCUAAAACAAGAGAUAACCCUCCUAUCUCUCUACCACAAUGUAUCACAGAACUACCUGAUUGUGUCACCGGAUGUGAACAGCCUGGAUUUGAACCCGUACCAGCUGGAGCCGGGGUAUCAGUAUGCUGUCGGUGUGGAGCUUGAAAAGGUGGACGGAGAGGAACUACUAGUUCUGUUAAAAAAAUUGUCCAAGAAAUGGGAUAAACGCCACAAGCAGUCGAAGUUUGUUAUGCCCCCGUUAGGCAGGCGACACCACUAUGUCACCGUGGAGAUCCUUUCGGCGGCCGACUUUGAUUUGGACAACUUGUAUGUGGAAUUCCAUAUUAAGGUGCCCGAAGGGAUGCAAUGUUCAGACGCACUGCACGGAAGAACGCACAUUUCCAAGUCUAACACUAAUGAUAUUGAAGAGAAAUAUUGGAAUUUCGGACAUUUGGUAGAACUCAAUUUAGAUGGGCAUUUGGAUACAGACAGUCCACCUCUAAAAAUCUUCUUCGAAAUCAUCUCCACCGACUGGUGGGGCCGCCAACGCACCGAGGGCUACAGCUAUCUCCCUCUAACACUGCAGCCCGGCCAUUAUGACAGGCAUCUGUCCUGCUCCCGCCCCGAGGAGUUGGACCAUGUUGCCGCCGAGAGUAGGAGGUUUUUUAUUGGGGGGUGCCAUUUGAUUAGGGAUUUGGAGGUGCUGGCUAAACCUCAGUUACAGGAUGCCAACUUCAAAUUCACCACCACCGGCACCCUCUCGGUCCGCUGGUCCACCAUCACCCAGUCUCCCCUCCCUGGGUUCAAAACUGCCCCCAGCCAAGUUUCCCACGCGUCGGCGUUACUGAGAGGGGCCGAGGCGGUGCUCAGGCAGUAUAAAAGAGCGAGGGCUAGAUUAGCCGAAGCUACUAAAGAUUUGAGUGUUCAGGAGACUACUUUUGGGUCUGAUGAUGAUUAAACAACAUAGUUAU